AAUGUAGCUAUACUUACCUAAUACUAUAACCAACCAUCCACUAAACAGUCUGUGGCAUUUUUAUACUGGAGAGAAAAAACGCGCACGUAAAAAUAAAAAAACUUCCAGGGGGUAGGCGCUCCCGAUCGGCCAACUUCGGAGAGGAUCGGAAUUUGCAGCCAGUUGCAGGAAGGUAGCAUUGCUGCCGCUAGACUCUUGUUAAUGUACCUAGUUACAAGUCUCUGACACUUAUAUAUCAGACGGUCCCAGGAAGCAACAAAGCUCCGCGUACGCAGACCGUGCGACCGGAAAGAGAAUCUGAUACAUUAUUUAUCACGCCCGGUAAUUCUCUACCUCUGUUACUCUCAUGCCCGCCUGAUACAGCCAGUAUCAAUAAGUUCAACAUUCACUGUUCAUCCUGGCCGUGUAUCACCAUGUACAUUGUUGCGGGCUGUCAUGCUUUGUAGUUAGUAUCUUUAUAGUGAAAUAAGGAAUGGAUAAGUGCAGGAAAAAGACUUCAUUUGUGUGGAAUUUUUUUUACGGAAAAUAAUGAGUUUGCUAAUUGUAAUUUGUGUAAACAAAAACUGAGUUAUAAAUCAUCAUCGACUAAUCUGAAUAAACAUUUGAAACGUAAACAUUGAUAUAGUAUGCUCACUAAUGACGGCGCAGUCGGAGCUGGACCACCUGCGGGACCUGUACAACCAGACCUCGGCACAGCUGAGCCGCUCGGACCGCAACCUGGCCAAGACCGAGGGGGACUACCUGCAGGCAUCGACGGAGCUGGCCUCGGUCCAGCAGCGGGUUCGCGACCUCGAGAAGGACCGCACGUCCUUGGACAGGCAGGUCGCGGACCUCAAGAACGGCAACACGCUGCUGCGGGGCUCGCUCACGCAGGUGGAGCAAGAGAGAGAGUGCCUUCUGACAAAAAUUGAUGCACUCACAGAGAAUGUCAGCACACUGGAACAAGACCUGCAGGCAAAGGAAUAUCACAUCCUGAGCGCAGAGGAGACUGCGACACGUCUUCAAGCAAGACUUGACAUAGCAAUUCCGGAAAACACAGCGCUGGAGCAGAAACUGCACAACGCACAGCAGGCGCUCCGUGAUCUGAGACCCCGGCUGGAAGCUUCAGAGAAGUCACGGGCAUCUGCUGAAAAAGAGGCCGGCAGCUUGAAGACCGAGGUUACUAACCUCACCCAGAAAUUGGCCUCUGUUUGCAAGGAUGCUGAAAAACUAUGUCAAAAUUUGCAGAACAUAACAUUAGAGAAAGAAGAACUAAAAAGUGCAUUUGUGAGAACCAACGAAGAAAAAAAUGAAAUGCUAGAGCAGCUCAGAAAUAUCUGCACGGAAGCGAAAGCAUUAGAGGAAAGGAACCAGAAUCUGGAAAAGGAACUGCAGAUAGCUAGGGCAGAAUCGAAGAAAGAUGAAGCGCGAGUGGAAGGUAUGAUAAACGAGUUGAGAUCCUGGGAGGUCACCGUGCGUAGACAAGAAACCAAGAUGUCAGAGCUGAAAGAGCAACUGGAACAAGCCAAUUUUAAACUCAACAAGGCCAAUGAGAAAAUUGGCAAAUUAGAAGUUCAAAAAACCACAUUAUCAAAACAGCUAGAUGAAGAGAUGUCACUUAAAGACCAGCUACAGCUAGAAGUGGAUCACAUGGCGGCUGAGAAAGGGGGACUAAAGAGCGAAAUGAAGAACGACAGAGCGCAACUGAAGUGCUUGGAGCAAGCACUGAAAAAUGCAAAGCAAGAACGCGAAAAAGAAAAACUGGACAACAUAAACCUUCAAAACGAGAACUGCCAGCUACGCAAGAACGUGGGUGACCUCAGCGACCAGCUGUUCCAGAAGUCCAGCGAGCUGCAGAGGUACACUCGGCAGGUUGCGGAUCUCAAGCACGAACGUGCCGAUGCCCACAGGAGAGAAAUCCAGCAAACGCGCACAUGCGUUUCAACGCGCGCCACGUCUCCGAUCCGUCCAGAAACGCGACUCGCCGACGUACCCGUGCCAACUGCGAGGUGCAACCCUCUGACUUUUGCUCGCUCUCCCGUCCAGUACCCCAUCACCACGGUGCAGCCCCGCGAGGAGUGCGGACCCCACAGGGAGACUUACGCCACGAAGGGCAACAGGCAGAGGACCGCGGCAGUCGCAGAGAUCAGGCAGCAACGAUCGCCUCCCGAGCGUUUCGGACGAGUACACUCGACCUUCACGUCCACUGGUCCCGGCGUGGCGGCGUGGCACGCCAAACACACUGUGGUUCGCAAGGGCAGUGCAACAGAAACCCCAACCAUCACCAAAAACAGCGCCACGCACAUCGUUACCGACUGUGCAUCGUUUUUUGAUAACAAUUGAUACCACUUACUCUUUCAAUUUACAUGUUUUUGGGUCUGCUUUAAGUCAAUGCUAAUGACAAUAACUUGUUAAACUAAGAAUAUGGUUUAAAUUAAAUUCUAUUAUUUAUAUUCCAGUAAUAAAAUUACGUGUGCUACAGACCA
Molecule: messenger RNA, 2465 nt
Organism: Bacillus rossius redtenbacheri
Lineage: Eukaryota; Metazoa; Arthropoda; Insecta; Phasmatodea; Bacillidae
Product: testis-specific gene 10 protein-like
Exons: 3
Coding region: 637-2322 (561 amino acids)
Source: RefSeq, a predicted model, not a curated record